Paramecium sonneborni is the source of this 1694-nucleotide messenger RNA. The record is from the annotation of a GenBank genome assembly. NCBI's taxonomy places the organism in Eukaryota, Ciliophora, Oligohymenophorea, Peniculida, Parameciidae.
AUGGGUUCAUGUAGUGGCUAACCAAAUAGAAAGGUUAAUUCAAAAAGAAAUAGCCUGAUGACUUUUCAUAAAACUUAGGAAGUUUCUACGAUAAAAUCGAACAAAAGUUUUAGAAAACAAAAAACAGAUUUUAAGGUUGCUCCAAGUAUAUUUGUCUCCUUAAAAAAUGGAGAUAUUUAUGAAUACUAUGAUAUUGAAUCAACUUUAGGAGAAGGUAUGAAGAUUAUAUAUCUAAUAAAAGGAAAUUUUGGAAGAGUUAGCUUGAUUAAGUAAAAAUCAACAAAAAUUCUUCGUGCAAUGAAAUAGAUUGCUAAAGAUAAAAUAUUAGCAAGUUAAAGAGAAAAGAUGAUUCAAGAAGUGAAUAUAUUGAAAGAUCUUGACCAUCCUAAUAUAGUGAAUAUUUAUGAACUUUAUUAAGAUGAACGUUAUUAUUACUUGAUAACUGAGUAAUUAGAGAUGUUUAAUCAAGAUAUUUAAGUGGAGGGGAGUUGUUUGAUAAAAUCUAAUAAAGGAAGAAUUUAAACGAGAGUAUGGCUGCAAAUUAUAUGAAAUAAAUAUUAAGUGCUGUUAAUUAUUGUCAUUAGAGAAAUAUUGUGCAUAGGUAAAGUUAAAAAUAUAUUUUGUAGGGAUUUAAAACCAGAAAACAUUCUAUUUGAUUAAAAAGGAACAGAAUAGAAUAUCAAAAUUAUUGAUUUUGGAACAGCCAAGUAAAUUCUUUCAAAUACUAAAUUGAAAUAAAUGACAGGAACACCAUAUUUCAUAGCUCCAGAAGUUAUAGAUUAAAAUUAUAACAGUAAAUGUGAUUUAUGGUCAUGUGGAGUUAUAUUGUAUAUAAUGAUGAGUGGAAAGCCUCCAUUUAAAGGAAUCAAUGUAGAUGAUUUAUAUAGGAAUAUUAAAAAUGGAUAUAUAGAUUUUACUGGUAACUUUAAAAUAUAAGUUGUAAUAAGGUUCUGAAUGGCAGUUUGUAUCUUAAGAUGCUAAAUCUUUUAUUUCAAAACUAUUACUUGUUGAUCCUUCUAAGCGAAUGUCAGCUGAAUAAGCUUUAAAAGAUCCAUGGAUUGUAAGUAAAAAAAGGGAGGAUAAAAUUAAUACAAAAAAUUUAGAAAAUCUUUCUUAAUUUCAAGUAAUUUUAGUUGAAUAAAACAAUUAGAAUAAUAGUAAAUUGAGUUCUGCUAUUUUAUAAUUAAUAUCAACAUAGAUAAUGACAUCUAAGGAGAAAAACGAAUUGAUAUAAGGAUUUAGUGCUAUUGAUAAAAAUGGUGAUGGAAAAUUGAGUAAGGAAGAAUUAAUAUAAUGUAAUAAUAAUAUAAAUGUAGGUUACAUGAACUUGUACUAAGAUGAAAUAAAAUGCAAUCAAAUUGUGAAUAAAAUAUUUAAAUAUUCUGAUACUGAUUGUUCAGGAACUAUAGAAUAUACAGGUAAAGAAGAAUUUAUUAUUAUUUAAAGAGUUUAUUGUUGCUUAUUCUGAGUUAUAGAAUUUGAUGGCUUAAGAGAAACUAGAAAAAGCUUUCAAAUUAUUUGAUAAAGAUGGCAAUGGAACAAUUAGUAAAGCCGAACUUUAGGAGAUAUUCGGAGGUUUAGCUUUGAAAGAAAAUUAAUGGGAUGAAAUCUUUUCUGAAUUAGACACCAAUGGCGAUGGAGUGGUUACUUUCUAAGAAUUCACACAAUUGUUAUUGAAAGAUAAUAAUAAAUGA